This is a messenger RNA of Arachis duranensis, 4241 nucleotides long. RefSeq names its product putative disease resistance protein At3g14460. Gene Ontology annotation, biological process: defense response to other organism. Gene Ontology annotation, molecular function: ADP binding. The transcript has a single exon. Lineage: Eukaryota; Viridiplantae; Streptophyta; Magnoliopsida; Fabales; Fabaceae. The annotation marks the transcript as partial. The record is from RefSeq and is a predicted model, not a curated record.
GAUGCGAAACAUGAAGAUAGAACCCGUCAUGUACAUAUAUAUUUUACGUAAGUCUGCAGAUCGUUCACUCCAUAAAUCAUUAUCACUAGGUUUAUCAUUAGUGAAUGGUAACAACUAAGAAAUUCUCUUAUCUCAUCUCCUAACAAAAGAAAACAAAGAAACAGAAACCACAAAUCCAAACUAUCCCAGCCAUGGGUAGAGCCUUACUCUCAGCUUUUAUUCAUGAUUUGUUGGACCUUAUUGCUUCUCCACAAAAUUCUCCAAGGAUGAAACCGUACAGCUACGAGCAGCAAGAGCUGGUGGCGAAUUUGCAGAUCCUUGAUGCCCUCGUGGAUGACGCAGAGUGGAAGACCUUCUUUGCAGAAGGAGGAGGAGGAGGAGGCAACGCGCGAGAUGUGAAAGACUGGUUAAAUGAACUACAACACGCCCUUUACCAUCUGGAGGAUCUUCUGCUGCGGAUCGUGAAUCCCCCAAAGUCUUUGCUUUCUUACGGACGACGCUUCUUCGUCAGCGUCGUCUUGCGGAAAACAAAGAACCAACACGUGGAUGAUAUGGUGAAGCUCAAAAUCCAUGACACCAUCAAAAUCUUGGAAGCUCUAGUCACGCGGAAGGAUUUGCUUGGCCUAACUGCCGCCGGUGCUACGUCGAGGGAAAAGCCUCUGCAGCAACAAGGAUGGUGGCCUCCAUCUCCGGCUGUGCUACAUUCCUAUCUGGAUGGCACCUUUCCCAAACAAUGCUUCGUUGGGAGAGAUGACGAAAUAAAGUCUGUAUUAGGAAAACUUUCAUCGGCUACUGAGGAAGAUGGAAAACAUGUCAAAGUGAUAAACAUAGUGGGAAAAGAUGGAGCGGGUAAGACUGCACUUUCUGGUGUUAUCUACGACAGCGACAAUGUGACUCAGCUUUUCGAGCGCAAAGCUUGGAUCACUGUACCUCCCAAAGCCACUGUUAACACCGUUGCAAAGAAGAUUCUUGAGGAACUCAAGGCUGCUUUUAGUUUAGGCGAUAGUUUCGAUGAAUUGAUGGAGAAACUGGCGGCUGAACUUGCGGGGAGGAAAUUUCUGCUGGUGUUGGAUGAUAUCAUGGUAGAAGAUGAUGGCUUACACAAGUUAAUUGCUUCCUUUGAAUCCGCAGCAGCAAGAGGGAGUGCCUUAAUCCUCACGUCUACUCCCCAUGAUGACAAUCCAGAACUGUUCAUGAUACCUGCUAGUCAUGUUGUUCUUCUUGAUUCGCUGUCAACAAAGAAUAUGGGGUCAAUCUUCUCGGCGCAUGCUUCUUCGAGACAGAUGAACCGUCCUAAGCUGCAAAAGGUAGCAGCACAAGCUGGCUACGAAAUUAUAAGGAAUUUGGGAAACCUUCCCCUGGCAGCAAGAAUGAUAGGGAGUCUUGUCCAAGAUAAGCUAAGUGUUAAUAAAUGGGUUGAGAUGAGCAGAUUGUUGGAUGCAGGUGAUGAUAUUGAUGUCAAUCUCCAUCCCAUCCCUUUGUUUCUGGCACUGUGCUACCUUGAUCUCCCUGCACAGAUUAAAUGGUGCUUUGCUUACUUGUCCUUGUUUCCAAAGGGUUACCAAUUCAAGCAGACGGAAGUGGUCCUCUUGUGGAUGGCCCAAGGCUUUCUGAAUAUGAAUACAUCUGGUGAUAAAAGCAUGGAAGACAUCGCCGACGAGUACUUUGGUUAUCUAGUCAUGAGGUCACUCUUGCAACCCUGUAGUUCUGGUUCUGGUGUUAGUUUUACAAUGCAUAAUCUGGUUCAUGAUUUGGCUACCUAUGCGUUUGGAGAAUCAUUCAAUCACCAUUUGUCCUAUUCCGAGGAUAUUGAGGAUUUCCCAGAGCAAUCCAUUGUUGAAAAUAGAAGAACGUUGAGAACAAUUUUGCCAUUAUCUUUGUCACUUGAGCAGGCACUCACCAAGUUUGACAUUAAGUUGCUUGAGUUUGUAGUUAAGCAGUUGAAUCCAAGGGUCUUCCGGGUCCUCUCUUUGUCUCGCCAUUAUGUCACAGACUUGCCUGCUUCAAUUGGAAGAUUGAAACAUCUUUGUUACCUAAACAUCUCUUACACUGCAAUUAAGACACUUCCGGAUUCCAUCUGUGAUCUGCUCAAUUUGCAGGAACUUAUCACCACAGGCUGCAGCUCACUCAAGAGUCUCCCAGAGAGAAUAUCCAAUUUGGUUAACUUGCGUCACCUUGAUGUCAGACAUAGCGGCUUGCAAGAGAUGCCUUUGGGAAUGCAUAAAUUGACAAGUCUUCGGACAUUGACAGACUUUGUUGUCUCUGCAGAUGGACCGGGGCUCGCAGAUUUAGCAGAGCUUUCCAACCUCAAAACACUCUCUAUUUCCAAGUUGCAAAAUGUGGCAUGUGCUAAGGAUCCUUCGGAUGCAAAACUCUUUAAGAAAAUCCUUGAUGAUCUUAUGCUUCAAUGGGGCAAUGGCAAUGGCAACAAAUGGAGGGCAAUGGAAGUGCUUGAAAAUCUCAAACCUCAUAAAGACUUAAAGAAACUAACACUUGAAUACUAUGAUGGUGCAAGAUUCCCGAUUUGGUUGGGAGAUCCAUCUUACCGGGCUUUACAAUUAGUAAUUUUGCGCCACUGUGGAGAUUGCAAUUCUCUGCCGACACUGGGGAUGCUGCCAUUUCUUAAGGACCUCUUCAUUGAAGGGUUCACUCAAGUAAGUUCCAUAGGCGCUGAGUUUUCUGGGGAGGUGAAGCCUUCAUGGAAGCCAUUUCAAUCUUUAGAGAGUUUACAGUUUCGUGAUAUGUUCCAAUGGAGAGUAUGGAACAUAUUAGAAGGCAUUGAAUUCCCUCGUCUCAUUAAGCUUUAUAUAAUAAGGUGUCCCAAGCUGGUGGGAUAUUUGCCUAAGCAACAUGUUUCUUUACAGAAGUUGGAAAUCAUUGGAUGUUCUAACCUUGUGCCUCCACUUCCCAUUGUUGAUGUUACAUGUAAAGUACUUGUUCAUGAAAGUAAUGAAAUUUUGAUGACUAGUGUAGCUCGAAGCUCAGAAGGUACCUUGUACAGCAAAGACUUGCAUGAAAUCUUCCUAGGAUCCUCUUCAAAGUUUACAAUCACUAACCCCAGAUGUGAAAUUGAAGAAAUUUCUCUUGAAAGGAGUUUGGAGACUGAAUCUCUUGAUUCUCCUUCAAUUCCAGAUUCAACAAUGAUUCAAGAUCUAAAGGAAGCUUCCACUAAGAUGCUCAGUGAUCAAGUUAAAGAUGAUAUUCCCAAGGGUAAAGUUGAUAUUCUAAGCACUCCACAUCCAGAUACACUUGAAACAAUGGCUCCUGUCAAGAUAGAAAAUUUAUCCAACCAAGAUUCAGAUGAUCAGCGAUCAUCUUUUGAAGUAUUGAAGGUUUCAACUGUAUCCCAAUUGAAGUCAUUGCCUCCCACGCUGCACAGCCUAAAAAUUGAAGGGUGCGAGUCUUUAGAGGUCCUACCAGAUGAUUUACUUGCAGGAUUAACAGCUCUUAGCGAGUUUUAUCUGAUUAGUUGUUCUUCUCUUACAUCCCUUCCUUCCCUUGGUUCUGUGAUAACCCUUUACAUACGUAACUGCAGAAGAUUGGAAAAUCUGUCAUCUUUAGCAUCAAGAAAGCAACUUGCCUUUCUCCGCCAUUUGUCUAUAGGGAGCAGUUGUGAUUCUCUCACUACCUUGACCUUAGAUUUGUUCCCAGAACUCAAAAUUCUUUGUAUAUGGGAUUGUCCCAAUCUUCAGUCAUUUUGUGUUACCAAAGAGAUCAAGGGUUAUCUCUCAUCGCUUGAGUCCUUAGAGAUUAGAGAUUGUCCAAAAUUGACGUCUUUCCCAGAAGGAGGACUACUUGCUCCAAACCUAGCAUCCAUAUUCCUUUCCAACUGCGAGAAUAUUAAGGAAUUGCCCAAACCUAUGACCACUCUCACAUCCCUCAAGACAUUGUUUUUACAUAGAUGUCCAAAGCUUGAAUGUUUACCCUUUGGGGGUUUGCCUUCGAGUUUAACUUUACUCUCCAUAGUUCAUUGUGACAAACUCGUGCCACAAAGGAGUUGGAGGUUGCAUACUCUUGAGUCUCUCAACCGUUUCGAACUUGAGGGUGGAUGCAUGGGCAUUGAAUCAUUUCCAGAGGAGAACUUGUUGCCAUGCAAUAUCAACUCUCUGCGCAUAAGCACAAUGCAGAGUCUCAAGAAGCUGAACCAAAAGGGGUUUCAACACCUGAAUGCUCUUCAUACACUUGAAAUUCAUUGCUGCGACAUGCUUCGGUCCUUUCCUGAUCAAGGGCUUCCUUCCUCC